Molecule: messenger RNA, 1026 nt
Organism: Camelina sativa (false flax)
Lineage: Eukaryota; Viridiplantae; Streptophyta; Magnoliopsida; Brassicales; Brassicaceae
Product: PLASMODESMATA CALLOSE-BINDING PROTEIN 1-like
Source: RefSeq, a predicted model, not a curated record
AAAUAAUUACAUUUUUGACAACAAAAAAAAAAAAAAAAAGUUCAGAAAUUACAAUGGACCAUAUACAUUUUUUGGAGUUUGGACACUGAGAUUUUCAGAUUCUUGUCUGUGGUUAAACCUCGGAACCAGAGAGAGAUGGUAUGGUCUUAUUCACUCACUUUCAUUAAUAAACUCAUCUCUCUCUUCUAAACUCUCAUCCUCUUCUCCUUUUUCUCUCUUUGAACUUUGAAGCUAUCAUCUUGGAUUGUGUUACACUUUGAAGGUAAAAAAAAACUUGCUUUGGUCCAUUCUUCAGAAAAUAUCAUCAUGAGAUUGCUUCUUGGUCUCUUGUUUCUCUUGGCUUUAGCCACCUCUUCAAGUGCAACUUAUUGCCUAUGCAGGGAUGGAGUUGGAGAGAAAGAUCUUCAAACAUCAAUAGACUAUGCAUGUGGAGUUUUAAAAGAUUGUACUCCAAUUCAUGACAAAGGUCCUUGUUACCAACCAAACACCGUCAAGAGUCAUUGUGAUUGGGCAGUUAAUACAUAUUUCCAAAGAUCGGGUCAAAUCCCUGGGAGCUGUAACUUCUCAGGAACUGCUACCACCAGAUCAAAUCCUCCUUCAACUGUUGUUACUGGUUGCAUCUAUCCUUCAAGUCCUGGAGGCGCAGGGACAACUCUGACGACCGGGACUUCUACAGGAACACAGACGUUUCCGGGAACUCCAGUGUUUGGUCCGACCGGAGGCUUUGAUCCUUCGGGAAACAAUGGUGCUUCGAGUUUGUUCAUUUCAAUCCCUCUCACACUUGGUUUCUCCGUCAUUGCGUUUCUAUAAAAAGGCAGUGAUUAUGAAGAAAGUGAGACUUACGUUUUUGAUGUAUGGAUGAGAUUUUGCCACGUGUGAAUGCAAGUUCUUUGAGGCAGACAUCCAAUUAGGGAGUUGGGCUUUGUUGUUUAGGCUAUUUUUAUUUCAUGCAUGUAUGUAAGAAAUGCUUUAAUGGAAUCUUUCUCUAAGUGUUUACAUGCAUAGUAAAGAGUAGAGUUAAUCGAA